Arvicola amphibius (Eurasian water vole) is the source of this 1271-nucleotide messenger RNA. It is a transcript of the gene Atg10, whose product is annotated as autophagy related 10. NCBI's taxonomy places the organism in Eukaryota, Metazoa, Chordata, Mammalia, Rodentia, Cricetidae. Gene Ontology annotation, biological process: protein lipidation; macroautophagy; protein modification by small protein conjugation. Bases 261 to 785 code for a protein of 174 amino acids. Gene Ontology annotation, cellular component: intracellular anatomical structure. Gene Ontology annotation, molecular function: Atg12 transferase activity. The record is from RefSeq and is a predicted model, not a curated record. The transcript has 8 exons.
UUGUCAUUCACCAUGGAAGACGAAUUCUUUGGAGAAAAGAGCUUCCAGCAUUAUUGUGCAGAGUUCAUCAAACAUUCGCAGCAGAUAGGUGACGGUUGGGAGUGGAGAACAGCCAAGGCUGAGCCCCCGACCUCUGUACCCGGGCAUAUCUGAAGAAUAACUGACUGGAAACUGUCUAUGUUUGAUGGGUCUUGUGUGGAGCAGAAACUUCUUACAUUUUGUUUGAAGUGGGGUAUGUGCAGGAAUGUUCUGAUGGCUACAUGUGCAAAACACAGUUUCAAAUAAAAAAUGGGACAACAGCAUCACAUCUGGGAACACCUGCCAGUGUCCACGAGUGUCUUCAAACAGAGGAGGAUUUAGAGCUGCCCGUGGAUGGUUCUGAAGUGAUGGAGUCCACAACAGCGUCGGAAGUGAUCAAAUACGAGUAUCACGUCUUAUACUCCUGCAGCUACCAAGUGCCUGUUCUUUACUUUAGGGCAAGCUUUUUAGAUGGGAGACCUUUAGCCCUGAAGGAUAUAUGGGAAGGAGUCCACGAAUGCUACAAGACACGGCUGCUGCAGGGACCUUGGGACACCAUUACCCAGCAGGAGCAUCCAAUACUUGGGCAACCAUUUUUUGUUCUACAUCCCUGCAAGACAAAUGAAUUCAUGACUGCUGUGCUGAAAAAUUCGCAGAAAAUCAAUCGAAAUGUCAACUACAUCACAUCAUGGCUGAGCAUCGUGGGGCCAGUUGUUGGUCUGAAUCUACCUCUGAGCUAUGCUAAAGCCACAUCGCAGGACGAGUGAUCUGUUGAUGAGCAAGGCUUCUGCUGAUCCUAGAAACUACAGCAUGGAGAACACCAAGGGCGCACCUGAGAAGCCACGGUGUCUAUGGAACUGGGACUGCAGAAUCUCAUGUCACCAAGAUUUGAUGCAGAUUUCUUUCCUUGGGAAGAAAGCAUCUGCAAACCUGAUUGGAAUAGUGGUUGUGUGGAAGGAACACAUCGCAGAUUCAGAUCACUAUAACUAGGAAAAAUUAAUCUAAUCCAGUGAUGUUGUAAUGACCUCAUCAGGGCUCAUACAGGCCAUUUUCCUCAAGGCACAGUUCCUUUUCUGUUGUGGAGAUUGAUGGAGAAAUGUAUUUGUGUGUUUGGUUAUGCAGAAGAUGAAUGGAAAUUGCCAGGCGGUGGUGAUGCACGCCUUUAAUCGCAGCACUUGGGAGCAGAGGCAGGUGGAUCUCUAUGAGUUCAAGGCCAGCCUGGUCUACAGAGCGAGUUCCAGGACAGGCUCUAA